AUUGAUUCCAUCAAAUCAAACCGUCUGGAUCGGAUUUUUCCUUUGUUUUCUCCUUUUUCCUCUUCUCUACAUAUUUCUUUUCUUUGACCAUUUACUUCACCCCAAACACUUUUUCUAGGGUUCCUUUCUUCUUCUCCUCUCACAUGGCGAUUUGCACUUCCUCUUCCACUUCCUUUUCAUCAUAUGACAACCCCAUCAUAUCAGCUCCCGCUGACGGUUCUUCUUCGGGAGCUGCUGUUGACGAUGCAUUCGAGGACGCCUGCAGUAUCUGUCUCGAGCCUUUUUCUGCCCAAGACCCACCCACUGUCACCAGCUGCAAACAUGAAUAUCAUCUUCAAUGCAUUCUUGAAUGGUCACAGAGAAGCAAAGAGUGUCCAAUAUGUUGGCAGCUUCUUGUCUUGAAGGAUCCUGCCUGCCAAGAACUUCUGGCUGCUGUUGAGACUGAGAGGUGUUUAAGGUCAAGAAACACAUCUUCUACUGCAUCCAUAAACCUACCUCAUUUUCACGAGGAUUUUGAUGUAGAACAGGAUUACUAUUCAGAUGACUCAGAUUCUGAUGAGCAUAUUAUGCAGCAUCUGGCAGCUGCUGCAAGCAGAGCUCAUUAUUUCCGCAGAAGGGAGAGGCAGAGAUCUUCUGAACAGGGUUCCUCCCAGUUUCUCAUCUUUAACUCAGCUUCAAAUGUACCAAGUGCACAGCAAACGCACAGUUCUACUGAAGAAGGCCAGGAUGUAUAUAAUGGGUCUUCUGGGGGUAAUUUGCCAACUCAUCUCAUGCCAUCAGAAGCUGUGCCAUCUGUGGCCCCUCCUGUUGUGAAUGUGGUCUCUAGUGCUGCUAUAAACAGAGACGUUCAUUCCAAACCCAGAGUUUUCACUAGACCAUCACCAACUGAUGCUCCCCAAAAUCCUUCUGAGGUGUUGUCUUUCUCAGAGUCCAUUAAAUCUAAAUGGAUUGCUGCUUCAGCCAGAUACAAGGAUUCGUUCUCUAAAAGUACUCGGGUUAUGAAGGAGAAGCUAUGUGCACGUAAUAAUUCAGUUAAGGAGCUCAGCAAAGGAGUUCAGAGGGAGAUGAGUGCCGGUAUUGCUGGCGUUGCACGAAUGAUUGAACGACUAGAUAUUACCUCAAAACGAACUGGAGCCUCCAGUCCAGUUUCAGAUUUGAGGCCAGGAGCAUCAGAUCUCUUCUCAAAGGGAAAGGGCAUGCAAGAGAACAUUAUCACUCAGUCAUUUGACGAAAAAAGCAAGGAAAUUGCACAUGCUGCAAGUAUGGAUGUUUCUUCACAUGUCUCCUGCACGGUCCCAGGUCUGAAUAUACAGAGAGAUCAUUGAUGCUGUGGAGCUCAAAACUGGAUGUUUAAUUGUGUUUUUAUCAGGUCUUCUGAGAAUGGAGCAAAUGGUGCAAGUGACGUGCUGUGAAGAAACCAAUUUACCUGUUGGUUUGCGUCCUGCAUUGCCUAUUUAUGCAUAGUAAGGACCUUGUUAGUAGGAAUUACUUCCCUGCAAAAUAUAUAUAUAUAUAUAUAUUUGAUCAUGUCCUCUGUUGAGGACACAUACUGAAGAUAACAUAUAUGAUGAAGGUGUUCUCUUGCAUUAUCAUGAACUCUGUCAGUGUUGGCCUUCCAGUUAUAGAAGAAACUAGAUCCCUACUCUGCA
Manihot esculenta (cassava) is the source of this 1649-nucleotide messenger RNA. RefSeq names its product E3 ubiquitin-protein ligase RHF1A. Gene Ontology annotation, molecular function: ubiquitin-protein transferase activity. The record is from RefSeq and is a predicted model, not a curated record. The transcript has 8 exons. NCBI's taxonomy places the organism in Eukaryota, Viridiplantae, Streptophyta, Magnoliopsida, Malpighiales, Euphorbiaceae. Bases 144 to 1325 code for a protein of 393 amino acids.